AUGUCACCAAGACCAUCUCCCCCCCUCCUCUUCUCCUUCCUCCUCUUCCUCCUCCUCCCACCACACCCUGUCACCUCCAUUGACCACUCCACCACCACCACCACCAUCAUCACCACCACCACCGGCCCAGUCCGUGGCCACCAUCUCCAGGUGACCUCCCAUGAUGACAUCACUCAAGUGACAGCAUUUUUAGGUAUCCCUUACGCUCAACCACCGGUGGGACAUCUUCGUUUCCAACCACCUCAACCCAUCCAACCAUGGCGAGAUGUUCUAGAUGCAUCUUCUCACCGCCAUGUUUGUUACCAAGCUGUGGACACCAUGUUCCCUGGUUUUGGUGGCUCGGAGAUGUGGAACCCCAACCGAGAGAUGAGUGAAGAUUGUCUUUAUCUCAACAUCUGGACACCAUCAUCAUCUCCAUCAUCAUCAUCAUCAUCAUCAUCAUCAUCAUCAUCAUCAUCAUCAUCAUCAUCAUCAUCUCCAGUUGUCCCAGUUUUGGUUUGGAUUUAUGGUGGUGGCUUCUACAGCGGCGCUGCCUCUUUAGAUGUCUACGAUGGUCGUUACUUGGCCGCCGUUGAAGGUCUGGUGGUGGUCUCCAUGAAUUAUCGUGUAGGAGCUUUGGGUUUCUUGGCUUUUCCUGGUCAUCCAGAAGCUCCUGGCAACGUUGGGUUGAUGGAUCAACGUUUGGCUUUGAGGUGGAUCCAGGAGAACAUCAGAUCUUUUGGUGGUGACCCUCAGUUGGUGACUCUCUUCGGUGAAAGCGCUGGAGCUGCCUCAGUUGGGUUCCAUCUAUUGUCUUCUUCUAGUCGUGGUCUCUUUAGAAGAGCUGUCCUACAAAGUGGGUCACCUAAUGGUCCAUGGGCCACCGUUGGAGCUGCUGAAGGACGGCGGCGAGCGACCACCUUGGCUCAACUGGUUGGGUGUGGUGGUGGUGGUGAUGAUGGUCUCUUGAGUUGUCUUCGUUCCAAGAGUCCAUCAGACUUGGUGGACCAAGAAGCUUCUGUGAUCCCUCAACAAGGUAUUUUCCGCUUCGCUUUCGUCCCCGUCAUCGAUGGAGAUUUUUUGAUGGACACACCUGAAGUUCUUCUAGGAACUGGUGGCAAACCAGAAGAGACUGAAGUUCUUCUAGGUGCUGUCCAAGAUGAAGGGACCUACUUCUUGGUUUAUGGUGUCCCAGGGUUUGGAAAAGACAAUGAAAGUUUGAUCAGUCGAGAAGAAUUUUUAGGUGGGGUCAAACUUGGGGUUCCUCAAGCCAACGAGUUGGUGGCAGAAGCUGUUGUCCUUCAAUACACCGAUUGGUUGGACCAAGAUAACCCGGUGAAGAACCGAGAAGCUUUAGAUGACAUCGUUGGUGACCACAACGUGGUUUGUCCACUCAUGUUCUUCGCUCAACGUUGGGUGGAAAGAGGUGGGAAGGUCUUUGCUUAUCUCUUUGAUCAUCGAGCUUCUAAUCUGCUGUGGCCACCAUGGAUGGGGGUUCCUCACGGCUAUGAGAUUGAGUUUGUCUUUGGGCAACCACUCAACCCUCAACUCAACUACACGGCCGAGGAGGAGCAGCUCAGCCGCAGGAUCAUGCGCUACUGGGGCAACUUCGCCAGGACCGGGUGA
Molecule: messenger RNA, 1605 nt
Organism: Antrostomus carolinensis (chuck-will's-widow)
Lineage: Eukaryota; Metazoa; Chordata; Aves; Caprimulgiformes; Caprimulgidae
Gene: ACHE
Product: acetylcholinesterase (Yt blood group)
Exons: 2
Coding region: 1-1605 (534 amino acids)
Biological process (GO): choline metabolic process; acetylcholine catabolic process
Cellular component (GO): plasma membrane
Molecular function (GO): acetylcholinesterase activity
Source: RefSeq, a predicted model, not a curated record